GGCGCCGGGAGAGGGCGGUGGUCUCCGGGGUUGUUGCUAGGUAGAGUAAGAUGGCGGCUUUGGACAGGGUCAAGGUGCUGGUGUUGGGCGACUCCGGUGUCGGAAAAUCUUCGCUUGUUCACCUCUUAUGCCAAAACCAGGUGUUGGGAAACCCGUCCUGGACAGUGGGCUGCUCAGUGGAUGUUCGAAUCCAUGACUACAAAGAAGGGACUCCAGAAGAGAAGACUUACUACAUUGAGCUGUGGGAUGUUGGAGGUUCAGUGGGUAGUGCCACUAGUGUGAAAAGCACACGAGCAGUGUUUUAUAACUUGCUGAACGGGAUAAUUUUAGUGCAUGACUUAACCAACAAGAAAUCAUCCCAGAAUUUGUAUCGCUGGUCUUUGGAAGCACUCAACAGAGAUGUCGCUCCAACAGGAGUUCUCGUGACAAAUGGUGACUAUGACCGUGAACAGUUUGCUGAUAACCAAAUUCCACUGCUGGUAAUAGGAACUAAGCUGGAUCAGAUCCCAGAAACUAAGCGGAAUGAAGUUUUGACCAGAACAGCUUUCUUGGCUGAGGAUUUCAAUGCUGAAGAGAUAAAUUUGGAUUGCACCAAUCCUCGUUACCUGGCUGCAGGUUCAUCCAAUGCUGUCAAACUAAGCAGGUUUUUUGAUAAGGUCAUAGAGAAGAGAUACUUCUUACGAGAUGGCAAUCAGAUUCCUGGCUUCUCUGAAAGGAAAAGGUUUGGAGGAGGAACACUGAAGAGCCUUCAUUAUGAUUGAACACUGAAGUGGAAGAUGAGUUCUCCAAGUUCCUAAUGACAUUGCCAUUCCGACUGGAUGCUUAAAGACAAUAAUGCUUAUGUCAAGCAAAGUAAAAUGGUAUUACGGCUGGGUAGCCUGCUGAAGCUACUUUUGCUGGAAAAGACUUUAGGAAGAAUUUCCAAAAAUCUCAUCUGAAGCCUAGAAUGUGUCUUAGGAUUGCAGGCCAUCUGGUUAUAUGGGAACAUUUGGGGAAAGUGUGCAAUAAAUUGAAUGCGUCUCUCACUGCUGUGGGAAACUUUAUCAUAUACAGCACGUAUAUGUGACAUCUUUGUCUCCAUUUUGGAAAACUUAUGGACAGUCUUUGCAAUGAGUUACAUUCAUCUUACCUCUAAAGGAAAGAUGACACUGAGUGGGCUUCCCAUUUACAGUGAAGUGAACAAAACAAGUGAGCAAAAUGUAAGGAUGAGUAAGGAAUGGUCUGGAAAAUAAUAGAAUGCCUUCAUUAAAUGAAUGGUGUUCUCUCACCUGGAACACACUGUUCAGCCCUAUUCAGAAGGGAUAAAAAAAAUAGGCAAGAGAUGAAAAAAGAUUUGAAGCCUUAAAAAGAAAAUCAUGAGUAGAAAACAAGUGGUAUUAGUUCUUAAUGCUGCUUAAACUAAAUUUUUUACUUUGGAGAGGACAAAGUGAAUCAGGUACUCCUGUUUAUCUUUUCAUAAUUGAGUGUGGUCUUGUUCUUAAUAUUAAAUUAAAAGGCAGUGCAUUGAAAGCUGAUGGAAAAAGUAUGUUUUUAUACAAUGCUUAUUUGGAACAAAUGUGACAUGGUCUUACUGAGCCUGAGGGCUUAGCAGAUUCAGAAAACAUGAAAUGUAAGAACAUCCUCUGAAUGGAUAGACAUUUAAAAGGGAUAUAAAGCCCUGUAAAAAGUAGGAACUGAGCAUGAUUAGAAGGAAAGUUCUGUGAUAGAGAUGUUUCCUUUUCAUAUUUAGUACUAAGGAUGAAGGCGACUUGACCUGUGCUGAUCUACGGUGCAAGCUGUUGUCUUCCUAAAUAGCCCAAGCUUUGCACAGUUUCUCACCUCCCCAGAAUUAUAUGGAGUGGUAAAAGCCUGAUUUAUGGCAGUUUCUUCUUUCCCCUCCUUCCUCACAGUCACCUCUAAUGGUUAAGCCUCUGGCAAAGGCUAACUAAGAGCUGGAGUUAGAUAUAAAUACAGAUUAAUAAUAAGUGGGGUUAGAGGAAAGUAAAAUGCUGGUGUGAAAUUGACAGCAAGCAGAGUUCUGCAGUCUCCAGAUUACAUCUGCCUGCAGCUCUUCUCUAGCAGCUGCUUGGAAAUAAAUGGAAAACUGCCUAUUGCCACUAAUCAGGCACAAAAAUGACAGCUAGGUGCACCAGUCAAACUUAUUAAAAAUAUGGAUACUUUGCUUUUCCUUAGACCAUUUCUAGAAAGGUCUUGGAGCAUUUGCAAACAUGAGUGCAGUAAGUUUUUAGAUGCCCAUGUGAAAUAGGUUAUUAGUUUACAUUUAAUUUACAACCAGGGAAAAUAAGGUACUGAAAUAUUCAUAGCAGAUAACCCGUGUCUGAGCUAUGCAGCUCAUGACAGCACCAAUGUCUCUCUCUGCUCCUUUGACAAUGAAAGUUGGAAUUAUUUUCUCAAGGUCAGGUGUUGUCUUAGGGUAACCAGAUCUGGGCUCCCUCAGGUUACUAAGGAACUACAGAGCAGAACAAGCAAGCUAGGGCUAUUUCUUCCUUCACCCUGUGGCUUCUUUAGGAGAAUUGGAAGUGUUGCAGAGUAAGGGAGGCCAUUUAGUUUAAGGUGCUGCGUGAAGCAAUGGUUGCACAGGUCUUUGAUUUGGAGUAAGCAACUUUCCAAAGUAGCUGUUUUCAAUUAAUCAAAAAAGGAGCAUUGCUCAGCAUUCUGUAGGGUGGCCUAAGCCCUAAUUGCAGCUUACUUGUAUUUGUGUAUUUCACUCCUCAGGCUCCACAAAGAAGCAGCAAAGUCUUUGUACGAGAAAUCUUUUGAAGGUCAGUUCAUGCUCCAGGAAGAGGAGAGAAUGCCUAAGUCCUGUGCAUCAGUGGCACUGAAGGUUAUGACAAUCAGGAUUCAGGAGCAAAUUAGAAAGAGAUACUGUUGUGGUAGGAGGGAGAGAAGAUAAAGGGAGUAGUACCGAGGAAAAGUACAGCAUGUGGGCAAGUGGUAGAAGGUUAGCAGAUUGAGAGAGAAGUGUGGUUGAGGCUGUGGCUCCCGCUCUAAGCUCAGCUAAGUCUGCCUGGGCUCACUCAUUCAGCUGUGAGCCAUAAAACUCCUCCCAGGAUAUCUCCAUCCACUUUGGAACUGACCUGUGUGGUCUGACAAGUGACUUCAUGGUCAGUCUCACUGUCCAAUCUGCAAAAUGAAGGAGGCUUCCCUGGAAGCAUGGUUCUGAUGUAUCUGUUUAUCAAAUUGUUGUGUCUUCAGUACAUUGGGAAUUAAAGAGUUCACUCUUUUUAAUUUUAGUCUGGAUGUUUAACUUGAAGAAAAUGAGGACUGGAGUUGUUCCAAACUGUUUGUGUUGUCACAAUAUUUAUUCUGAUAUCACCACCCUUAACUCUGUCCUGCCAUAAACAAAUCAUUUAACUUCAAUGGUUAGUUUUAAUGCACUGAAAUCCUUUACAUAGCUGUCAUUUGGUUAUCAUUCUAAAGGGUAAAGGCUAAAAUUCUGUGCUGUCAUCAAUAGCCCUGAAAAAUGAUUACAGACCCAUCUCACCAUGAUUGCGGUGUUUUAGUGUUUGUGGUCCCAGAUUAGAAUAGAUUGCUUUGUAAAACACCUGUGUGGUUUUUUUUCCAUGUAUUUUUACCCACUUUUCUAAUAUUUCAUCAGGGCUACGUUAAGGAUA
This is a messenger RNA of Gymnogyps californianus (California condor), 3614 nucleotides long. RefSeq names its product RAB, member of RAS oncogene family like 3 (gene RABL3). Gene Ontology annotation, cellular component: endomembrane system. Gene Ontology annotation, biological process: intracellular protein transport. The record is from RefSeq and is a predicted model, not a curated record. The coding region runs from base 51 to 761 and encodes 236 amino acids. The transcript has 8 exons. Lineage: Eukaryota; Metazoa; Chordata; Aves; Accipitriformes; Cathartidae. Gene Ontology annotation, molecular function: GTPase activity.